AUGUCAGGAACAGGAAGAGUCCUGAUAAGCUGCCACACAUUGACUGACUCUGAUGGGAGGAUGCUGCUGCAGCCUCUCUGGAACGUUCUGCUGGGACACUCGUCCCUCCUGCUCUCACCUGUCUUCCCCGUCCUCUUCUCCCUGUCCAUCUACCUGUCCUUCUGUCUGCCCUUCCUGUUGCUGGACCUGUUGUCCUCCAGGUGGGCCCUGGUGCGCAGGUACAAGCUGCAGCCUCAGAGCUCUGUCAGCUGGGCCUCGGUGCGGAGCUGCCUGGCCCUGACGCUCUACAACCACAUGGUCUUCAUCUUCCCCCUCACCCUGAUGCACUGGUACGUGAGGCCACUCCACCUGCCGCAGGAGGCCCCACCCCUGCCCCGCCUCCUCGCUCAGGUGCUCGUCUGCCUGCUGCUCUUUGACUUCCAGAGCUUCACCUGGCACUUGCUGCACCACAGGGUUCCCUGGCUUUACCGCAACUUCCACAAGCUGCACCACACCUACACCUCCACCUCCGCCCUCACCACCGAACACUCAGGAGCGUGGGAGACUCUGAGUCUGGGCUUCUUCGCCGCCUGCACCCCCGCCCUGCUGGGCUGCCACCCGCUCACCAAGCUCGCCUUCUUCACGCUCAACAUCUGGCUGUCGGUGGAGGAUCACUGCGGCUACGACUUGCCGUGGGCUACGCACCGCCUGGUGCCACUGGGGCUGUAUGGCGGGGCCCGCCACCACGACCUGCACCACCUCAACUCCAAGUGCAACUACGCCCCCUACUUCACCCACUGGGACCGACUGGCCGGGACACUGUACAUACCGCAAGACUGAAUUACUGACGGAGGAGUUUGUGAACUGAUGGAGGAGUCUGUGAGCUGAUGGAGAAGUUUGUGAACUGAUGGAGGAAUUUGUGAAGUGAUGGAGGAGUCUGUGAACUGAUGGAGGAGUCUGUGAGCUGAUGGUCGAGUAUGUGAACUGAUGGAGAAGUUUGUGAGCUGAUGGAGGAAUUUGUGAAGUGAUGGAGAAGUUUGUGAACUGAUGGAGAAGUUUGUGAACUGAUGGAGGAGUCUGUGAGCUGAUGGUCGAGUAUGUGAACUGAUGGAGGAAUAUGUGAAGUGAUGGAGAAGUUUGUGAAGUGAUGGAGGAGUUUGUUGAAACAAGGACGUUUGUGAACAGAUUUAAAGCUGAACAAAUUUCUGAUUGUUCAGAAAUAUUUACGUCAGAUUUUCUUUUACAAUAAAAGACUGAUGACAAACUGUACAGACACAAAUAUAGACACAUAUAUAUUUGUAUUAUUAUUUAUUUGUUUAUUUAUUGAAGAGCGCAGUGAGGACUGAUGUGAGCCGUCUGUAACUGUCUGUCUGCAGUAAAAUGUUUUUAUGUGUUGAAUCUUUAAAAUCAGAAACUCUGCAGCUUCAGACCAGAUGACCUGUUUUAACAGCAGAUUUUUUACAGUGUAAUUUUGGCCAUUAAUUUUCAUGUUGUUUGAAUCAUAUGAAGAGUUUUAUAAUGAUUUAUGUUCCUGUGCAGCUGUGCUGCAUCAAGACCACAUGUUUAUUUAUUCUUAAUACAUCAGUUCAUAUUGAACAGAUGAAUAAGGUGCGGACCACGACAGUUUUUAUAUGAAUAUAUAUUUAAUAUCAUUAAUGGCAGCUGAUUAAUGUUGAAGCUACAGUUAUAUAAAGUCUGAGCGUAAACAGACAACAGGAAGUGAAGAGACUGAACUGUGAUCUGUCGAGGAAAGAAACUACUGAUGAAUGAUUGUCUGAGUUGAAAGUUUCAAACGUGACUGAAAAUAUGAAAUCAGUAUUUAUAUGAAUCUGUGAGAAUAAACUUUAUGAACUAAAGUCA
Messenger RNA from Epinephelus fuscoguttatus (brown-marbled grouper), 1839 nucleotides. RefSeq names its product cholesterol 25-hydroxylase (gene ch25h). The transcript is spliced from 3 exons. Gene Ontology annotation, biological process: sterol biosynthetic process; cholesterol metabolic process. The record is from RefSeq and is a predicted model, not a curated record. NCBI's taxonomy places the organism in Eukaryota, Metazoa, Chordata, Actinopteri, Perciformes, Serranidae. The coding region runs from base 1 to 819 and encodes 272 amino acids. Gene Ontology annotation, molecular function: C-4 methylsterol oxidase activity; steroid hydroxylase activity; iron ion binding.